GAAGACUCCGAUCCCUUUUUUUAUUUAACUCAUUAAGCUUCAACUGCGAUGAUUGAAGCAACAACUAUCGAUCAUGGAAUACGAGUAAGCAAUCCAACCUUCCCUUCCUUCAACACCAAACAAAUCAAAUUUUACCAUUUACAGUAAAAAAAGAACACGACAGUCUACCAGACACUAACCCCAUUAAACGACGCCGUAGGGGUCGUUAAUAUUAGUCCCCUCAAACCCACUGAAAGUCACACUCACUCAAUCUUCCACUGCACCAAAAUCCCAGCGCCACACACACCAGAGAGAAACUUCCAUUUCCUCCAUGACGACGUCGUCUCGUUCCCAGAGUCCAACUGCUUCAUGGGAUAAGCUCCCAUGGCGGACCCGGAUCUCGUUAUGGGUUCUGUCAAAGUUAACGGACGCCGCUCGCCGAUCAGACGGCACCGUCAACCGCCGUCUCAUGAGCUUCUUCGACUUCCGCUCCUCCGCCACUCCCUCCGCUCCCUACAAAGGUGUCACCACCUCCGACCUCACCGUCGACGCCUCCCGCAACCUCUGGUUCCGCCUCUUCGUCCCCUCCACCUCCUCCUCCUCUCUGCCCGUCGUCGUUUUCUUCCACGGCGGCGGCUUCAGCUUCCUCAGCCCCGACACCUUCGCCUACGACGCCGUCUGCCGCAAAUUCGCCCGCACAAUCCCCGCCGUCGUCAUCUCCGUCAACUACCGCCUCUCCCCGGAGCACGGCUACCCCUCCCAGUACGACGACGGCCUUGACGUCCUCAAGUUUCUCGACCAAAACCCCGACGCCCUCCCCGACCUCGCCGACCUCUCCCGCUGCUUCCUCGCCGGAGACAGCGCCGGCGCCAACAUCGCGCACCACGUGGCGGUGCGAGCCUCCCGGGAGAGUUUUCAGGUCGUGAAACCGAUCGGGAUGAUCUCGAUCCAGCCAUUCUUCGGCGGCGAGGAAAGAACCGAGUCGGAGAUCGAACUCCGGGGAGCGCCGCUGGUGUCGAUGACCCGAACCGACUGGCUGUGGAAGGCGUUUUUACCGGCCGGGUCGACCCGGGACCACGAGGCGGCGAAUGUGGGCGGGCCGAACGCGGUGGACAUAUCGGGUAUGGAGUACCCGACGACGGUGGUGUUCGUUGGGGGUUUGGAUCCGCUGCGGGACUGGCAGAGGAGGUACUGUGAGUGGUUGAGGAAGUCGGGGAAGGAGGCGAAGCUGAUCGAGUAUCCGACUAUGGUUCACGCCUUCUAUAUUUUCCCGGAGUUGCCGGAAUCCAACCAGCUCUUUUCGGAGGUAAAGGAUUUCGUGGCUGCUCGAUCGAGCUUGAAAGUGUAG
Molecule: messenger RNA, 1327 nt
Organism: Fragaria vesca subsp. vesca
Lineage: Eukaryota; Viridiplantae; Streptophyta; Magnoliopsida; Rosales; Rosaceae
Product: probable carboxylesterase 18-like
Exons: 1
Coding region: 311-1327 (338 amino acids)
Biological process (GO): pollen tube growth
Molecular function (GO): carboxylic ester hydrolase activity
Source: RefSeq, a predicted model, not a curated record